Molecule: messenger RNA, 3767 nt
Organism: Polypterus senegalus (gray bichir)
Lineage: Eukaryota; Metazoa; Chordata; Cladistia; Polypteriformes; Polypteridae
Gene: slc9a7
Product: solute carrier family 9 member 7
Exons: 17
Coding region: 324-2414 (696 amino acids)
Biological process (GO): sodium ion transport; regulation of pH; proton transmembrane transport
Cellular component (GO): recycling endosome; membrane
Molecular function (GO): sodium:proton antiporter activity
Source: RefSeq, a predicted model, not a curated record
UGACGCCCUCACCAGUAAUCAAUGCCGACGAGGCACAGAGCUCAUUUUUCCCCGGCACCUAACGCUCAUCAGCCUCCGGUCUCUAGAAGAUCCUGUCGCAGUGGAGGGACGGCGGCUGUGCAGAGUGUCGAGCAGUCAGUCAUUUUACUGUAUAACAUACAAGAUCGAAGACAGCAGCGCCGCGGCUGUGUCGCUUUAUAAGGGCCAAGCGAGCAACACGCCUCCUCGCUCAUCAAAAGGGCGGGCCUUAGGCGCUUCUUUGCAUUUCCUUGUGCUGAGUCUAGUGGCCAGUUUCUCCGGAGGCCGGUAGCACUUCAGCACACAUGAGUUCACCGUACUCGCGUCCUCUCCGAGGGAAUGUUCUUCUACCUGCCUGUAUCUUGCUGUUGUUUCGCUUGGACCAGUUUCGGGCGGAGGACGGCAUGGAGGAGCUGGCCACAGAGAAGGAAGCCGAGGAGAGCCAUCGGCAAGACAGUGUUAAUCUGCUGACAUUCAUCUUACUGCUCACAUUAACUAUUCUGACAAUCUGGCUGUUUAAGCACCGACGAGUCCGCUUCCUGCACGAGACCGGCCUGGCAAUGAUCUAUGGUUUGCUUGUAGGUGUGAUCUUGCGAUAUGGCAUUCCAUCCACCAGUUAUCACAACAAGACACCUCCCAGUUGUUCCCUGAAGGAGCGACCAGUACCCACACUUCUGCUCAAUGUUGGAAACAAGUUUUUUGAAUAUACCUUGAAGGGAGAGAUCAACUCACGAGAGAUACAUAAUGUAGAACAAAAUGAUAUGCUUCGAAAGGUUACAUUUGAUCCAGAGGUUUUCUUCAACAUUUUACUACCUCCAAUUAUUUUCCAUGCUGGUUAUAGUCUUAAAAAGCGGCAUUUCUUUCGAAACCUGGGAUCCAUUUUAGCAUAUGCCUUCUUUGGAACCGCUGUGUCCUGCUUUGUCAUUGGCAACCUUAUGUAUGGUGUGGUGAAGUUAAUGCAAGUAGCAGGGCAGCUGAUGGAUAAGUUUUAUUAUACAGACUGUCUCUUCUUUGGUGCAAUCAUAUCUGCCACUGAUCCAGUAACAGUGCUGGCCAUAUUUAAUGAACUUCACGCUGAUGUUGAUCUCUAUGCUCUACUGUUUGGAGAAAGCGUUUUGAAUGAUGCUGUUGCAAUUGUGCUCUCUUCAUCUAUUGUGGCCUAUCAGCCUACAGGAGAAAACAGCCAUUCAUUUGAUGCUGCAGCAUUCUUUAAGUCAGUAGGAGUGUUUCUGGGUAUAUUCAGCGGUUCUUUUGCAAUGGGAGCUGUCACUGGAGUGGUCACAGCACUUGUAACGAAGUUCACAAAGUUGCACUGCUUUCCACUUCUGGAGACCGCCUUAUUCUUUUUAAUGUCUUGGAGCACUUUCCUGUUGGCCGAGGCCUGUGGUUUUACAGGCGUAGUGGCCGUGUUGUUCUGUGGCAUCACUCAGGCCCAUUAUACAUACAACAACUUGUCUUCUGAAUCUACCAACAGAACUAAGCAGCUGUUUGAAGUUCUUCAUUUUCUGGCUGAGAAUUUCAUCUUCUCCUACAUGGGCUUGGCACUCUUCACCUUCCAGAACCAUAUUUUUAGCCCCAUCUUUAUUGUGGGGGCCUUUCUUGCCAUCUUCAUUGGAAGAGCUUGCAAUAUUUAUCCACUGUCUUUUCUCUUGAACCUUGGGAGAAGGCACAAGAUUGGCUGGAACUUUCAGCACAUGAUGAUGUUUGCAGGCCUACGAGGUGCAAUGGCUUUUGCCCUGGCAAUACGGGACACUGCCACUUAUGCUCGUCAGAUGAUGUUCACAACAACCCUUCUCAUUGUUUUCUUCACUGUCUGGGUAUUUGGGGGAGGUACAACUCCAAUGCUUUCAUGGCUGCACAUCAGAGUUGGAGAUCAUACCUUGUCCAGAGAGGAGGAGGCCAGCAGACAAUGGCAAUAUUUAAGAGUUGGUGUGGAUCCAGAUCUGGAUCCUCAGCCCACCAGCGAUAGCUUUCAAGUGCUGCAAGGGGAUGGUUUACAGUCAAAUGGUGGAAGCAAAACUAAACAAGAAAGUGCCUGGCUUUUCCGGUUAUGGUACAGUUUUGAUCACAACUAUUUAAAGCCAAUCCUGACGCACAGUGGACCUCCACUGACCAGUACGCUGCCGGGGUGCUGUGGGCCUCUUGCUCGAUGUCUCACCAGUCCACAAGCCUAUGAGAACCAGGAGCAGCUACGAGAUGCUGAUUCUGACCUAAUCCUGAAUGACAGUGACCUGACACUGACGUAUGGUGACACUGCCAUCACAGCUAACGGUGCUUGUGGCCGACGAAAGAAAAGUAACUCGGAAGAAGCCCUGGAGCGAGAGCUUGAGGCUGUCGACCAUGAAGUGAUAAGUCGGGGUACUCGUCUAGUGUUUCCCAUUGAGGACCAUGCCUGACAGCAAAGGGACGUCACAUAUGCGGCAAUUCAAAAACAUAAAAAAAAAUGUAGAAAGAAAAUGGAUGACCUGAAGGGUAUUUGGUUUGCUGGAGUGGGAAGUUCAUCGUUGCUAUGAUGAUAGGGGCUUAAUUGAGUAAUCAAAACUAAGUGGCACUGAAAGUUGUGAUUUGUUUAACUUUAACUUAGGCCACAUGCUUCCCUUCAGUAGGCCAAAGGGAACAACUGCAUUUCAUUUCCAUCAAGGCAGGCUUCUGUGAUGCAGGUGGUGAUUUGCUGGUAGGCAUUGACUAGGCCAAAGAGAACAAGAUGUUAGUUUGUACUUGAAAAGGCGUCUGUGCAGAAGAGACAUUAUAGACAUUGUCUCCUUCUCUGUCUCACGUCAAAUGUGCAUAGACUUGCCUCUUUGCUUGAAGUUGCCAUGAGAUCAAAGUGAAAUAAAGGUUAAAAAAGUAAUUUGGCAGCAUGAAGCAUCUGAUAGAAGAUUUCAUUUGUAAUAAUCAAAUCACUGUUGCAUUACGCUGCUGCUGGGGAGAAAAAUAUGGGGUGGGCGAACAAAGGGAAAAGGUUAGAAACUCUUCCUGCUCACUUCUGAGCCAUAGUUAAUCUGCCCCGUGAAUAAAAGGAUUUAAGCAUGAAACAAGUCUGUACCCGUAACCCUUUAUUUUUGCAAGUCCAUUCCAUUGUAUAGUGUCUAAAUUAGCACAAAUUCAUAGUGUGGAGACCCCCCUCACCAGCCCCAGUGCAUGCCCCAUUCCUUCUUUGUAUUUAUGAUGUGACAGGUCCUUCUCUUUUUAAAUUGUAAGCACGUGGACACAUAUUUUAAGCUGGUCUCUCAACCAGGUAAUCCUUUUCAUCUUCUUUACAAAUAAGCAAGCCAGUACUUGUGUUGGCCUGAAAAGGAAAAUGCCUUGAGCUACAUGGUGCUAUCCUUCCAUGUUUUCAUUGGCAAACCCUGUGGUAGCUUUUAAACAUGCCAGCAGGUGCAGUGACGUGACAUUUUAUCCACAUUAGCCGCCUUCUGUUUCGUUUUUAGGCACUUUAGCUGCAGUUGAACUGCAGUCAGUUUUUUUUAUUGUCAAAAAAGAAAAGAAUCUGUGCUGGCAUGUUGCCUCUCCUCUGUUCAAAUGGUAGCCUGUCUUGCUUGCAAAGCUAACAAACAGAUGAAGCUCGAGUGAAAGAGUUUGCCCAAAUGUACUACAAAAUAAUUAUCCUUAUUGUGUGUGUGUCAACAGCUUUUUUCUCCCUGACAUCAAGGACUCCAAAUACAAGUACAGUAUGAAAACUGUGAAAACCUCACUGGUUAUCCCCACUUUGUAAGCAUUAAAACUAAUAAAAACUAGAAAUGCCAAAA